AAAUGAGAAAGUCUGGGAACUUGAUAUGUGUUAUUUAGGGUACUUAAAUGAGUAGUAAAAUUAGAAAAAUGUGGAUGGGAAGAAUUAAUACUUACCAGCUUCAGUAUAGUAGUUCUCUCGGGGGAGGGGAAAAGGAGGGAAUUUAGGUAGAAGGGAAGGGUCAUUUAUUAAUUUUGUAACACUUCUUUCCAUUUUGUCUUUAUUUGCUUCUGAUUUUUUAAAAUGUAUUAAAUCUGGGUAAUUUGUCAUAUUGAGAAACAGUAUAGCAUAGCAUUUAGAAAUAGUAUUCUGGAAUCCCAGAUGCACUGCUUACCAGCUCUGUGACCUUAGGCAAGUGACUUAACAUCUCUUAUGUUUCAGUUUUCUUAUCUGUAAAACAGGGGUAAUAACAGUACCUAGCUCAUGAGAUUGUUGUGAGAUUAAAUGAGUUUAUGUGUGUUUGCUAUUAUACUAUGUGCUGUGUGUUUGUAUUGUUUUGAAACAUUUUAAAAUUACAGUACAAUGAAAGAAUUUUGAAGAUGCCUUGGAAUUUGUUGCAAUGGUAUUUGACAAGAAUGAUAUAUAACAAGCUUUUUUGUAGCAGUCCCUUGAUGACUUUUUCCUCCACGUAAAAAAGUUUUGUUGUAUCCGCUAGCACAAAUACACUCAAUGAAAAAGGUUGAAAUAUAUAUAAUUCAUAAAAGCCUCCAACAGUUGAUUUCAUAAAUGUAAAUGUAACUGUUAAGUCAUAAAUUUCAGGUCAGCUAAUUCUUAUUUUCAUCUUUCUCUUUCUAAUGAGAUGUCAACAUUGGAAAUUACUCACAGAAUGUACUAACUCAGCCAGUUGACACCAGCAUUUCUUCCUUCAGACAAUUUGAACCCCUUUGCAAAUUUCAUCAGCCAGAAGCAUUUAAUAAUGAAAUGGUAACAUUUCAAAAUCUGACAGAAGGCUUAUCUUAUACAGAGGAGCCAGAAUUCCAACGUCAUGUGUAUAAUUAUGCAGAAGACACCAAUAUACAGGAAGAUUCAUUUAAGGAAGAAAAUCCAAAAGGAACUAGCACUUCCACAAAUAAAGAUCAACUUGUUCUUAAGUGUGUCAGACAACCUCCUAGAAGGCCACCUCUAAUCCACUGCAGUGGAGAGAUGCUGAAAUUCAUGGAAAUGUCACUGGCUAAUAGUACUGCCAUGGAAUCUUCACUCAACCCUAGUCAACCUCAAGUCUUCUUGUGUGAGGAAAAUUUACACAGUGAUGUUGAACAAGCACUUUAUAAGGAGAAUAGCUUUAACCUGCUUGAUCUGAGAGUUAAUUAUAAAACAGAGGAGAUUGCACAUUCUUCAAAAGGAAUACAGAAUUCUACGGAUAUUCCUGAGAUGUCAGUCAGGCACCAAAAGGAAGUCGCAGUGGAGGGGAGGGAGAGUCCAGAGAUUGUCUCAACUUGGUCUCCGACAGGCAUUUCUUGGAGUGGUGGAGCAUCUUGGGAGGACUGCAUGACACCCGACAGAGAGCAGAGCUUGGAAAGCUCACAGCCUCUGGAAGAGGACAUGGCUUUAAACGAAGUCCUACGAAAAUUAAAGCAUACUAACAAAGAGCAGCAAACUCUGAUCCAAGACCUACAGCGUCGUAACAUGUAUUUAGAGAAGAAGGUUGAAGAACUGCAGAAGAAGACAACUAAAGAGCACGUGUUCGUGGACAUCAUCAAUAAGCUAAAGGAGAAUGUUGAAGAAUUAAUUGAAGACAAAUACAGAGUAAUGCUAGAGAAGAAUGAUACACAGAAGACAUUGCAGAAUUUGCAUGAGAUUUUAGUUAACACCCAAAAACAUCUUCAGGAAUCCAGGAAUGAAAAGGAAACCUUACAGCUAGAGUUUAAGAAGAUCAAGGGCAAUUAUGUUAGUCUACAGGAAAGGUACAUGACUGAAAUGCAACAAAAAAAUAAAGCUGCAAAUCAGUGCGUGGAGAUGGACAGAGCCUUAAGCAAGAAAGAAGAAGAGGUAGAGAGGCUGCAGCAACUCAAAGGAGAACUGGAAAAGGCCACCACUUCUGCUCUGGACUUGUUGAAAAAGGAAAAAGAGACCCGAGAACAAGAGUUCCUGUCUUUACAGGAGGAAUUUCAGAAACGUGAAAAGGAAAACCUGGAUGAAAGACAGAAACUGAAAUCUAGACUUGAGAAAUUGGUCGCUCAAGUUCAAAAUUUGCAGUUCAUAUCCGACAAUGAAAAGGCUAAGAAUACAGAACUCCAGCAGCAGAUCAACAAAGUAAAAAAUGAAAACUCAAAACUUCAGCAGCAGGUUGCAAGGAGUGAGGAGCAAAAUUAUGUUCCUCAAUGUGAGACAGCUCAACUCAAGGAGAACUUAGAGGAAGGAACAGAGUCAGAUAUGGCAAAGGAUGCAAAGAUGAUACAUUCUAAUUUGUUCCUGAAUCACUCACCUUGUGAAGGAGAGAGCCCGAAUCCCCCAGACGUGAAGAGAACUUCACAGCUGACUUCCAAAAUUCGCAGUCUUCUGGCUCUGAUGGUACGACUUCUCAUGUUCCAGGACAUCACCAAUCCCGAUGCCAGACAUUUCAAAGAGAGUGAGAAAGUUAAUGAUAUCAUGCUACAAAAAUUGAAGAGUUUUCAUCUUAAAAAGAAAAAAUUAGAUAAAGAGCUACUGAAACAUAAAGACAGAAUCACAGCUUUCAGAGAGUUAAUUGCUAAUGAAAAAUCAUUUCAAGAUCAGGUUACAGAGGUUACAGACUUGGAUUCAAAUGAAGCCAAGAAUGUCGGAGAGGUACCUGUCUUACUGGGAGCCAAACUGGAUCAGUACCACAACCUAAAUGAAGAGCUUGAUUUCUUGAUUGCAAAAUUGGGAAAUCUUCUAGAGUUAAAAGAAGACCACCGCAACAGACUCAUUGAAGAAAAUGACAAGUAUCAAAGACAUUUAGGCAACUUAAUAAAUAAGCUAAUGUUUUUCAAGGUUACAUCAUGCGAAGAAGUUAUCGAAUGUGCUGACCGAAGGCUCAUGAUACCGAACUCCCAGAUUGCACAUUUAGAAGAGAGAAAUAAACAUUUGGAAGAUUUAAUUAGAAGGCCCAGAGAGAGCACCAGAAAACCAAGAAGACUCUCAACUCUCAGUAUCUGAUGCUACAAGAUAUAUGCACAAACCCUAUGGAGUUGGUUCAGACCAUAGUAGGAUGUUAAAGUGGGACUCUUCCUGAGCUACUUCUUAAGAUGCUAAUUAAAUGUUUAUCAAUUCCCAAAACGAGAGUGAGUUUGCCCGAUGUGCAGAGGUUCUGAGGGAAAUUUCAAAGAAUCUUUUUCAUGACCCAUAUCCCUUGACCAGAUCCAGUAUAUGAAACGUCUGGAGUGUGGGGAAAAUUGCAGAAGAGAUUUCUUUGACUCUGUCGUGUCAUGAGCUCCUGUCACCCCCAAGUCAUUCUACCUCUUUUACCUAAAGCCUUGUUAGGGGGUCUCUGGGAGAUCACCUAAAGAACUUUGAAAUGUGUUUCCUAAACACAUUUAGGAAAGGGAGGAUCAGUGACGGAGAAAAUUAAAGCAAGGUGUGGCAGGCAGCACGACACAGGGGCUGAGUUGGGUGGCCUGUUCUCCCUGAUUGUCGUCAGGACAAAGAAUGUAUGUGACAGUUUCUUAAGAACCACGCAGGUGAGAUCUGAGUCAUCUUGGGCUUGGCUGAAGGCUGCCUUGUGGGAUGCCAGCAGCAAGAAGGGGAAAGGGAGCAGCACAUUCUUAGGGGCUGGUGCAGCAGUAUCAGAUGACCACCGGAAGAGAGGUGCCUCAGCCUGGGCCCAGGGAACCGUAGGGCAGGGGUCCCUGGCAGCGGCAAGCUCCCAGAGAAAGAAUCAGCCAAUCCCGGAGACUGUGAAGCCACCCAGCCAAGUAAAAAUGUCUUAUUGCUUUACUUCUCCUCCCUCCUUCUGCAAAGGGAGGAGGUGGGGAGUGAAGAGGGUGCAGAAAUUGACCUUCAGGGGCAGGUGGUGUCCACCAACUACAAGCCGUAGCUUAGGGAGAGGAAUGAGUUCUCCUGAGUGAAGAUUAAAGGAUCGAUUCAUAUUUAAGACUGGGCAUCGAACUGAGCUGUGCUUAAUUCUUCACAGUGAGAAGGAAUAUGACAAGGAGCAAGGUUGGUUGAGUUUCAUCUUCCUUGGUUUGGUUGCCAGCUGGCAGAAUUACCUUAGAGCAAAAAAAAUCACUGGGCCUGCUGCAUAUUCAGCCAACAGCAAAGGGGAGGAGCUCCCCUGAGUGAAAAAAGGCUAAAGUAGGGACUUCCCUGGCUGUCCAGUGGUUAAGACUCUGAGCUCCCACUGCAGGGUGUGUGGGUUUGGUCCCUGGUUGGGGAACUAAGAUCCCGCAUGCCAGGGAUCCCACGUGCCAUGUGGUGUGGCCAAAAAAAAACACCCCCAAAAAUAAAAAAAAAGGCUAAAGUGGGGAGCAGACAUGAAAGUUGCAUUUUCAUUAUAUCGUGGGUCAUGUUUGUUCCGAAUACCAUUUGCAAACAGAACUAUGUUUUGAAAAUCAAAAGCCUUUAGAAGGUUUACACUAUUAUUUGCAAAGUGAUAGUUUAACUAUGAUUUUCUCCCUAAUAUGAAAGAGUAUGAUCUGAUGCCUGACAUAUUACAGAUGCUCAGUAAUCGCUAGUUUAAACUGAAUGUGAAUCUUCUCUGAGUUGAUGAAAGAAACUGUGGAAUAUUUUUUUCUGGAAUUAUUUUACAAUAAGAAAAUUUGCUUCUAAAUUCACACAUUUUACUAGUUCAGAUAUUUGUUUACUUAUACUUGGCCUAUCUUCACAGUAGAUUGGAGGCCCAUUUAUAUAGAUUUAGAGUGGCCUUGAAGCAAAGGUGUGAGGUGGAGUGGAAGAGCUCUCAGGCCCUUUUAGCUGAGAAGACCGUUUCUUAGAGAACUUCAGGCUUGCAUCAGCCUUCAGCCCCGCACCAUCCAUGAGCCUCCCCUUGACCGCUGGGCCUCAGUCAAUUCAGCAUGCAAACACGCUUUAGACCACCUCUGCAUCGUCUCAGAAUUCUGGUGCUGCUUUUGCCAGUUGUCUUCAGAAGUGGAAACAGUGAGAAACAGGGAGAGAAAAGUGAGCACUUUAAUAGUCACAUGUCUUGUUUGGGCCUCUAGUUCCUUUUUUUUGUCCUCUAGUUCUUUAUCACUUCAAGGAGAUUCAUUAGGUUUUCAAGUCAUAGCCAGAAUCUUAUCCUAAGUAAAUCAGGGAGAAUGUUAAAACGUAACAAGGCUGAGGCUCAGUAUUUUUAUGUAAUUGCAGUUGAGAAUGAUCCAUAUUCUACAUACUGAGGAGCUUUAUCUUAAUCUUUUAGGGUCUCUUAGUUCUAUCGCAAAUGACAAUUUCUCUUUGAAAAGUGAGGAAAAGAAAAAUUUUAAAUAAUGGCAUCCUUGUUCACUAUGUUGCUAUUUUAGUCCUCACCCCCCCCCAGUUGUUUGUUUGUUUUACAUUAUUCUCCUUCUGUUUCCCGCAGACUGAGAAGGCAUCCGAAGCCCGUGACUGUGGUAGAUCAUACUGAUGAUCAUUAUAAAGAAUGCUGUAUUCCCAUGUAAUUGUCAAAUUACACAAAAUUAAAGAUGAGUUCCUAAAGUUA
Orcinus orca (killer whale) is the source of this 5569-nucleotide messenger RNA. It is a transcript of the gene CAGE1, whose product is annotated as cancer antigen 1. The record is from RefSeq and is a predicted model, not a curated record. NCBI's taxonomy places the organism in Eukaryota, Metazoa, Chordata, Mammalia, Artiodactyla, Delphinidae. Bases 901 to 3096 code for a protein of 731 amino acids. The transcript is spliced from 10 exons.